AAAGUGACAGAGCAGACUCGUUCUGGUCCAUCGUCGUCGGUGCUUGUCCUCCUUUUGCCAUUCACGUUACCAGGCUGAGGAUUCUUGCGUAUACCGGUCUGGCUUGCUGACAACCAGCGAUGCUGAACGAUAUGGGCCGUGACCUGGGCUUGGCCCAACUGCUGGAGCAGCAGAUCCAUCUUUUUGCAGAUGAGAUUGCCCUGGAAGAAGGGGAUCAGCGCGUUACCUUCCGGCAACUACAUCAAACCGCCUUGAGCCUGGUGGUAGAGCUUCACAAGCUCGGGGUGACGAAAGAGCAACCCAUUGGGAUUCUGAUAGCCAGAGGAAUCACCCAUAUCCUGGCCCAGGUGGCCGUCGUAUAUGCUGGCGCGACCUGUGUCCCUCUAGACACUGAUCUCCCGGAUGUCCAUCUCGAAAGACUCUUGCAUCAUCUGGGGACAUCCCUCGUUCUUUCGGACCGCUCCAACACCCAUCGACUGCCUACCCUGCACCACCUGCUCGUUCUCGGCGAGCUCGAGGAUGAUCUCCCCAGCGAGGAGGUCACAGUAUCUGCCAGUUCGUCCUCGACCUGCUCGCACAUUCUGCACACAUCCGGGUCCACCGGCCAGCCCAAGGCCGUGCAGGUGCUGGCAGCGGGACUGAUCAACCUCGUCUUCAACGAGUUCGCGCCUGUCCGUCGCGGCCACCGCGUGGCUCAUGUCUGCAAUGUGGGGUUUGAUGUGUCGCUCUGGGAGAUCUGGUCCGCCCUCCUGCAUGGGGCCACGGUGAUUGUGUUUCGGCGCGAGGAGUUCCUGGACCCGGUCAUCUUCGAGCAACGCUUGCAGGCUGAUCACAUCGACGUGAUGUGGCAGACGACCUCGCUUCUCGCCGCCAUCACCCAUGCUUGUCCGGGGGCCUACUCGCAUGUCGACAGCCUGUUGACCGGCGGAGAAGCCAUCCAUCUCCCCACAAUUCGCACCAUCUUCGCUCACGGGCCGCCCCGGCAGUUGUUCAAUGUCUACGGCCCAACGGAGUUGUCGGUCUUCACGACGUAUCACCUGGUAUCCGAGGCCGACGUCGCCCGCGGAGAGAUCCCCAUUGGGCGACCGCUGAGUGGCUACGAAGCAUUCGUGGUCGACGAAGGUCUGCAGCCGGUGGCCCCGGGCGAGGUUGGGGAGUUGAUCGUAGGGGGAAUCGGCGUAGCCAAGGGGUAUUUCAGGCAGCCUGAGAAGACCGCACAGGUCUUCGUGCCAGCUCCCCACCUCCACGACAAAUGCCAAAGCGCGCCGGGGUUGUUCUACCGAACUGGCGACGUGGUGCGACAGGAUGAGUCCGAGCGAAUGAUGUACCUUGGCCGUCGCGAUAACGAGGUCAAGAUCCGCGGACAGCGAGUCGAUCUGGGGUCGAUUGAGAAAGCCCUCCUGGCCACGCAACUCGUCGUGCGCGCCGUGGCGCUGAGAAUCACCCUGGAUGAGCUGGACGGAGGAUCAGCCUUGCUCGCCUGCGUCAUUCCUUUCUCCCCCAAGAUCUGCCCCGACGCCAUCCGGCAGCGAUAUCUCGACCAGGCGCCGCAUCUGCUGGUGCCGCGCAUCCAGGUGGUCGAGCGAAUCGCCCUCACGGGGAGUGGGAAGGUCGACCGCAAAACGCUCGCCCGGGAGUAUCUCGAGGAGAUGGCCCAAUGGUCGCCGAAAGAGCCUGCAGGCCAGGGGACUGAAACGGUGGAGGACCGACUGCAGGCCCUGUGGCGGGAGUUGCUGGGUCUCCCCAAUGCCCUCUUCCGCGACGAAGAUGAUUUUUUCGCCCUCGGGGGGACCUCCCUCCAUGCAGCUCUUCUGGUGUCUCGCCUGAAACCGCUCUUCGCGCGGGAGAUUCGUGUGGCGGAGCUGUUCGAGCACUCCACGUUCCAGGGGUUGUGUUCUCUGCUGCGCAGACCCACGCCCGCAGCCCUAACCGACCAACACACAUCCGAUCAAGAGGCCUGGCACCAAGACUGCCUCCUGGGACAGGAUCUCCGACCCUCAUCGCGAUCGGUCCCCGACUGGCGAAGCCCGUCCGAAGGCGUGGUCUUCCUGACGGGAGCAACGGGGUUCGUCGGAGCUUUCGUGCUGGCCGGACUGCUCGCCAUCCCUGAAGUGCAGACCGUCGUGUGUCUCGUGCGGGCCUCGGACGCGCUGCACGCCCAUCGACGGAUUGGCAAAGCCCUGCGGAAAUACAGUCUCAUGCUCUCGCCGGCCCAGGAGGCGCGCGUGAUCGCGAUCGCCGGGGAUAUCGCCGAGGAGGGGCUGGGACUCACCCCUCAGCAAUAUGGCUGGCUCUCGCACUGGACGAGCGUGGUGUUUCAUCUGGCGGCACAUGUCAACUUUGUCCAGCCAUACUCCAGCCAUCGGGCGGCGAAUGUGCUGGGGACGUGGCAUAUCCUCCGGUUUGCGAAUGCCGGGCGCACCAAGGCGCUGCACUACACCUCGAGCAUCAGCGCCUACGGACCGACGGGGCUGGUCAAUGGCCACACCCACCUGGCAGAGGAGGAGCAGCCAGCCGCUCAUCGUUCCGCGCUGCGCUAUGCCAUGGGGUAUGCGCAGAGCCAGAUGGUCGCCGAGGCAAUUGCCUGGAAUGCCAUCGCCCAAGGGCUGCCCGUGACGAUCUUUCGACUGGGCUUCGUGCUGGGACAUAGUCAGACGGGGACGAUGAACCCAGACGACUUCCUGGCCCGCGUCAUCGUCGCCAGUCUGCAAUCCGGCUGUUACCCCUUGCUUCCGGGCCAUCGCGAGGAUCUGGUCCCCGUCGACUGGGUGGUGGCCUCGCUGUUGCAUUGUGCCUCGAAAGUGGAAAACACCCGGCAAGCCUACAAUGUCGUGCAUCCAGUGCCGGGCUCAGGCGUCAAGCUGUCGACUAUCUUCAGUCUCCUGAGCCAGCUGCGCGGCCAGACGCCCCUCCGUGCGGUUCCAUACUCCGAGUGGAUCGAGAUGCUGUCUCAGCUGCCGGAGAGUCCUGUGCGAUCACUGCUGCCCUUGCUGGAGGAAAAGGUCUGGAACGGAUGCAGCCUGUGGGAGUUGCAGCAGGGGAUGCCAGAGUUUGGCACGGAUAAUCUGUGCAGGGCGCUGGCUGAUGCCCCCGAGCUGUUGCAUUGCCCGUCGCCUCUGUCUUUGGUAGUGCGUUACAGUUCUCACUGGCUAAAGGGGGAGCAGAUGCAUGAGACUUGA
Molecule: messenger RNA, 3179 nt
Organism: Aspergillus saccharolyticus JOP 1030-1
Lineage: Eukaryota; Fungi; Ascomycota; Eurotiomycetes; Eurotiales; Aspergillaceae
Product: putative NRPS-like enzyme
Exons: 1
Coding region: 120-3179 (1019 amino acids)
Source: RefSeq, a predicted model, not a curated record